Ixodes scapularis (black-legged tick) is the source of this 384-nucleotide messenger RNA. Its product is annotated as cuticle protein 10.9. NCBI's taxonomy places the organism in Eukaryota, Metazoa, Arthropoda, Arachnida, Ixodida, Ixodidae. Bases 1 to 384 code for a protein of 127 amino acids. Gene Ontology annotation, cellular component: chitin-based extracellular matrix. The transcript has 2 exons. Gene Ontology annotation, molecular function: structural constituent of chitin-based larval cuticle. The record is from RefSeq and is a predicted model, not a curated record.
AUGAACACGCUAACCGUCGUCGUCCUGGCCUUGUGCGCCCUCGCCGUCCGAUCUCAAGUGGUGCUGCCCGCGGAGGUGCCGACGCCCUACUCCUUCGGCUACGACUCCAACGACCUCGACGGUCACCACGGCCACGAGGAGACCGGAGACGGCAGCGGACGCGUGUCUGGCCGCUACUCCCUGUCCCUUGCCGACGGUCGCACCAGGACCGUCACGUACGUCGCCGACGAGUUCGGCUACCGUGCCGACGUUGUGACCAACGAGCCCGGCACCGAGUCCAGGAGCCCCGCCGACACGACGUUCACGUCCAGCGCCCUGCCAGGACCUGACGCCGCCGUCGCCGCCGAGGGACAAGUCGUGGCCGCGCCUCUUCGCCGUGCCUAA